UAUGUACGUACGAAAAAAAAACGCAAUUCCCUCUCACAUGGAACAACUCGCAGAUCAUGAAGCUAACCAAAGCCAUUAUGGGAGAAAAUCUGUUCGUGCAAUCGAUGAAGAUGACGUUCUACGGACAUUUUGUCGCCGGAGAGGACAGAUAUAGGAUCGUACCGACGCUCGAGAGACUGCGAUCGUUCGGCGUCAAACCCAUUCUUGACUACUCGGUAGAGGAAGAUCUGUCCCAGGAGGAAGCUGAGAAGCGUGAAGUGGAGGCUUCUACAUCGUCCACCGGAACGAACCUGAUGGGCGAGGAAUCCUCGAUGCCGCAGUACAGCGUGGACAAAACGUUCGCCGAUCGGCGCUACAAAGUACAAAGUGCGCGUACCUACUUCUAUCUUAAUGAGGCGACCUGCGAGCGCAACAUGGAAACGUUCCUGGAGUGUUUGGACGCGGUCAAAGUAAAGCAACAACGCCAUGGCUGGCAUCCGGGAAGGGCAAACAUCUCGCCUGAUGGCGCAGUGGAACCGGCGGGCGACGACACCAAACCCGGGUUGCACAAUCAAUUGGCAAUCGUACAAAUAUUCCUGGAUGGUCUGACCUACUACUAG
Uranotaenia lowii is the source of this 599-nucleotide messenger RNA. Its product is annotated as proline dehydrogenase 1, mitochondrial-like. The coding region runs from base 57 to 599 and encodes 180 amino acids. Lineage: Eukaryota; Metazoa; Arthropoda; Insecta; Diptera; Culicidae. The transcript is spliced from 4 exons. Gene Ontology annotation, cellular component: mitochondrion. The record is from RefSeq and is a predicted model, not a curated record. Gene Ontology annotation, molecular function: FAD binding; proline dehydrogenase activity.